Pezoporus flaviventris is the source of this 1678-nucleotide messenger RNA. RefSeq names its product TLC domain containing 4 (gene TLCD4). NCBI's taxonomy places the organism in Eukaryota, Metazoa, Chordata, Aves, Psittaciformes, Psittacidae. The record is from RefSeq and is a predicted model, not a curated record. The transcript has 7 exons. Gene Ontology annotation, cellular component: endoplasmic reticulum; membrane. Gene Ontology annotation, biological process: lipid homeostasis. Bases 516 to 1304 code for a protein of 262 amino acids.
GCUGUGAAUAGCUUGGGUUUUGCUGCGUUUCUCCUUAACGCUGCUUACUGAGCUAAGACAUUGAAUGCAGUAUGUCUGAUCUGUUCGGAGCAAUAGAAGCACAGCAAAACUCAGGCACUGCAGAUGUUUUAUUACUAGGCUUAUUAUAAACUGUGCAAACAGUCAGUGGUCCCACGCAUUUCCCUGCAGAUUAGUGUGGCGAGUUUCACAGGGUUUGGAUUUGGCUCUCAGUUUUAAACCUAUCAGGAGAGCAUAGGGCUGGAUGGGAUGCCUUGGUAUCACUGGCAGCUUUACAGUGUAAUCUUGUUUGGACGUUGAUCCAACUCAUCUUGAAAUCCAGCCUUGAAAGGAGAAAAGGCUGCAGGCCUCAUGCCAUCUUCUGCACCUCCCUACUAUGUUGUGUGGCUGUGCAGCUGCAGUUCUUGUUUUUAUGAUGUGAAAAUUGAUGUGGAAGCAGUGGAAUGAGGACAUAACUGCUAAAUGCCACUGAUGGUACAAUGCUAGGCUGAAGAAAAAUGGCUUCCUUCAGCAACCUGAUUAUUGGCAUUAUUGUUGCCAGUUUUACUGUAUUUCAGUUCCUGUUCCAUGUUUUAAGUUCUUGGGUGUCAACACGAAUAACACCUGGUUUUAACAAUCUCAGCCAGAAAAGGAAGAUCGAAUGGAAUUCAAGGACAGUGUCCACAUUCCAUGCCUUGGUGGUUGGUGGCUUUUGCCUCUAUAUUUUGGUAUACGAUGACGCCGUUAAUGCUGACCGUCUCUGGGGUGACCCUUCAAUUGUGAAACUGAAUAUUGCUAUUACCACAGGCUACCUCAUUUCUGAUUUGUUGCUUAUUCUUUACUACUGGAAGGCAAUUGGUGACAAGUAUUUUGUAAUACAUCACUUGGCAGCUCUGUACGCUUACUAUUUUGUACUGAGCAAAGGUCUGCUGGCUUACUUUGGAAACUUCCGUCUGCUCGCAGAGUUCUCCACUCCUUUUGUCAAUCAGCGGUGGUUCUUUGAAAUACUGGGAUAUCCCAAAUCUUCCAAGGCCAACAUCAUCAAUGGCUUGCUGAUGACAGUUGUGUUCUUCGUGGUGAGGAUUGCCGUCAUGCCUGUGUAUUACAGCCAUGUCAUUUCCUCCUUUGGAACAGAGGCUUUCCACAGAUUAGGAUUUGCAGCCCAGAGCGCCUGGAUUAUCUCAAGUGUUGUCUUGGAUAUUAUGAACGUGAUGUGGAUGGUCAAAAUUGCAAAAGGAUGCUACAGAGUCAUCUGUCUUAUCGGACGGGAGGAAGUCAAAACUCACAGAAAUGGCAAAUCUGACUAGAAGUCACACACAUAAAAUGCAAUUCCUGCUGUGAAAGUAAUCUGGGUUCACUGAAACAGUGCACAUUUCUGCCAUGGAAUGAUCCUCUUAAGAAAACAAGGUAUUACCUCUGUACUGACCUUACUCUUUCCCUAACCACACUGCCUGCACACCCAGGGCCACGCUUUAUGGAUCCUGUCCGGUGAGGAAUAAAAGCAAAAGCUCCCACAAAUGAGUUCCAUGUGUGUGUUCUAAGCAGUUACAGGCUGCUGAAGUUAGAAAGGAGCAGACUGGUGACUUGCUUGUUGUCCACCAGUGUGUUUGAAGUGUUUCACUCAGGUUUCUCAGAUUAAUGUGUUUUAUAAACCCAAUGAAUAUCAAGAUCUCUCUCUCUU